Messenger RNA from Sorghum bicolor (sorghum), 1772 nucleotides. RefSeq lists its product as uncharacterized. The coding region runs from base 16 to 1476 and encodes 486 amino acids. The record is from RefSeq and is a predicted model, not a curated record. NCBI's taxonomy places the organism in Eukaryota, Viridiplantae, Streptophyta, Magnoliopsida, Poales, Poaceae. The transcript is spliced from 2 exons.
GUCUGCCGCUGGCUGAUGCUGAUCUCUCGACCUGGACACCUUUCUAACGAAGCAAGCCAUGCCCAGGCACAGGCACGCAGACGCUCUACACUACACUACACGCCACCACACCACACGCAUCUCCCACCGUUCACGCGGGCCUCAUCCGAUGGCCCGCGUCUCGCCAUCGGCCCGGCCCCCCCUCGUUAUAAAUUCCUCGCCCCACCACGCCCACCUCCCUGCUCGGCCGCUUCGCUUGCCUCCGUUUCGCUAGCUGCCGCGGACGCCGCACAAGCAGCAGCGGUCGAGGAGACGAGGACACGGGAAGGGUGCGGCACUUGGCUCGUGCUGGGUUCGGGGGGGAGGAGCGCUGGAACCGCGGGCGAGGAGGAGGAGAAGAGUACGGCGGGGAGCAGAUCGAUGGGGUACGCGCGGACGGUGAAGGCGGCGGCGGCGGCCGCCGCGGCGCUGCUGACGGCCGUGGGCGUGCGGUUCCUGGGCCCCGCGGCGGCGGCGUUCGUGGCGGAGGAGCUGCCGCGCGCCCGCGCCGUGGCCGCCACCUGGCUCACGCCGCCGUACCUGUACCUCGUCAUCAACGCCAUCAUCAUCUCCAUCGCCGCAUCGUCGCGCUUCCAGCCGAGCGGCGGCGGCGGCGGCGGACGUCCGUCGGCACCUUCGUAUGCCCCCGCCGCCGACGCCGACGCCAUCGGAGGAGGAGGAGGAGUAGCGGGGGAGGAGAUGGUGCGGGAUGGGAUCCAGCCGGCGGUUGCGUUGCAGGUGCCUGCGGUGGUGCCCCUGGUGGCAGUGAAGGCCGCGGAGGUCGCUCCUGUCGAGGAGCCUGUGGUGGAGAUCCACACUGUAGCGGUGGCGCCGGCGCCGGCGCCGGAAGACGAGGUGGACGAGGACUUUUCGAUUUCGAGGUCGACCUGGACGCCGCGUCGGAGGGGCGCGGAGCCGGAGGUGGCCGCGGAUGUGGAGACUGAGGUGCCGCCGUUCGCGGACCUGACCAACUCCAGGGAGAAGCCGCUGGUCUCGGCGAGGUUCAGCAGGAAGGCCGCCAAACCAAGCCCCGAAGGUAGCAGGGCUCUGCGGGUAGCGCGGCCGCGGAAGGAGGAGACGCUGGAGAGCACGUGGAAGGCCAUCACGGAGGGCCGGGGCCCGCCGCUAGCUCGGCACCUCAAGAAGUCCGACACCUGGGACACCCGCCCGGGGCGCCGUCCGUCCGGCGGCGGCAGCAGCGGGGAGGUCGAUCCAGCGGCCGUCGCCCCGGCGGGGGCGGCGAUGCGGAAGGCCGAGACUUUCAACGACGCUGGUGGCGCUGGAAGGAGCAAGGCGGCGCCUCCCGUGCCGGUGCGGCGGGAGCCGUCGCUGGGGCAGGACGAGCUGAACCGCCGCGUGGAGGCGUUCAUCCACAAGUUCAACAUGGAGAUGCGGCUGCAGCGGCAAGAGUCGCUCAAGCACUACAACGACAUGCUUGGCAGGGGCAGCCGUUACUGAAAGACUUGCUGCAAAUAUAGCGAGCUGCGGCUCGCAAGAAGGGUUCUGCCUUGUUUUUGUUCCGUGAUCGUUCUCGAUUUUAGUUCUUCGUCUCUGUAAGAUAUGGUUUUGUCAAGUAACUCGUAAAUGGUUUUGUCAAGUAAACAAGGUGAUAGUGAUAGAUUUUGCACAAGAGAAAGGACAAGUUUGAUUGUACUUGGUAGCAGUGACAGGUGCUGGUUACUGAUGCCCGAACAUCCCCAAACCUCUUUUUGGGUACUCUAGUUGCUGCUCGUCGCAUCCUAUUUCGUUGGUUC